Microthlaspi erraticum is the source of this 279-nucleotide messenger RNA. NCBI's taxonomy places the organism in Eukaryota, Viridiplantae, Streptophyta, Magnoliopsida, Brassicales, Brassicaceae. The record is from the annotation of a GenBank genome assembly.
AUGGACAAUGCUUUCUUCAGUGGGAUAGUAAAAGGUUUAGAAGGGCUACCAGAGAUUUCUGCUGAUUACAAGAAUGUUAAACUGGUGAGACACGGUGGAAACAUGUUGGUUCUGUGGGACGAGUUUGUUGGGAGAAAGGAGAAUAUGGUUUGGUGUGCAGAGAUUUCUCUUGAAAGGUGCAGUAAUGAAGAGAUUUGGGGAAAGGUUGAGUGGUUUGAUUGGGUGCUUACAGUCCCUAAGUCUUAUGUGUUCAUGUAUGCUCUCUCUGCUACUUUUUGA